ACAAUAUCAGAAUGCUAUUUUUUGCGGGUUUUGCAAGAGCAGCACAAUUUAAACGGUCGUUGUCUGCCUUGGUUUCUGCUACUUCGAUAGCCUUGCUUCAAACUAAACAACGACUAAGCGUUGUUGGUAUAUUUGGUACAAACUUUGAUCUCCUGCGAUCAGAAGAUAAUUCUGAAAAUGGCAAUGCUGCGAAAAGAGCGACGACAAAAAUGCCAGUAAGGCCAAACUAUCGUGCCCCGAGAUUACCUAUCGUUUUGUGCCACGGUCUUUUUGGUUUCGACAAACUAG
Molecule: messenger RNA, 288 nt
Organism: Dentiscutata erythropus
Lineage: Eukaryota; Fungi; Glomeromycota; Glomeromycetes; Diversisporales; Gigasporaceae
Source: the annotation of a GenBank genome assembly